This is a messenger RNA of Oppia nitens, 727 nucleotides long. RefSeq lists its product as uncharacterized. The transcript has 3 exons. Lineage: Eukaryota; Metazoa; Arthropoda; Arachnida; Sarcoptiformes; Oppiidae. The record is from RefSeq and is a predicted model, not a curated record. The coding region runs from base 79 to 708 and encodes 209 amino acids.
AAUGAUAGCAUUCAUAUCGAUCCAUACAAUAGUUUUAUAUUUAAUACUAGUUUGAAUGGGAGUAAUGCGGGAAAAGUCAUGAUUUAUAAUCAAAUGAAUAAAAGUCAUAAAUUCUUUGAUUUUCGAAAUAUGAAUUACGAAGAAUGUGAUGACUGUUCAGUUCCAACAUUUAUUGAAGACUUGAAAAACAUGAAUAAUUCAGAUAUGAUUAUCAAUGGUAUGACUGACUUCAAUGAUAUCAGACAAUAUCUAUUGGUAUUCAAUGUGUCGGGAAAACCAAAAUUCUGUACAAUUGAUGGCAAACAACAAUUAAAUACUUCGUGCUCCGAAAGUAAUCUCCAGUCCAUUGCUUCUCAUUGUUUUGAUAGCAAUGAAGACAACACUACGACUACACCGGACAACACUAACAUUAUUCUUGCUUUGAGUUUGAUUUUGAUGAUUGUUAUCAUAUUUGGAGUCAUUAUUAUUACAAUUAUUUCCUUAUAUAUAUACAAUCGAUGGUUUAAAACCCCAAAACCUCAAGAGAAAAAUCUAAAACGAAUUGAGUCGACAUCAAACAGUAAUAUGAUUGGACGUAUUGACUCAAAUCUUCAGUGGAAUAUGAAAGUGUCUUCAAUGACCACAUCUGAUCCCAAUAGCAUCUCAAGUCAACCAAAGACAACAAAGUCAUCGGUUCCCGAACUUAAACGUCGUUCGACUAGUGUUUAACUUAUCGUCAAUUUCUUUA